GUGGGGAGCCGGAACAACUUCCGGGAGACUUCAACUUUCCCUCUCCACUUUGCAGAACUUCCUUCAAGCGAUUGCUACUCCGGCUCGCGGGUCCCCGGCUCCCGGCCCCCGGCCCCCCGCCUCAAGCCCCGGCCCGGCCAAGCUGCUUUCUCGCUAGGAAGCAGCAAUGGCGAUGUCUGUGGAUUUUAAAACCAAUGCGGACCAGGCUUGUAGAGCGGCAGAAGAGUUUGUCAAUAUUUACUAUGAGACCAUAGAUAAAAGAAGAAGGGUGCUGACUAGAUUGUACCUUGACACAGCUACUUUGAUUUGGAAUGGAAAUGCUAUAUCUGGAUUGAAGGCUUUGAGUGACUUUUUUGAGAGCUUGCCUUCCAGUGAGUUUCAGAUCAAUGUGGUAGACUGCCAACCUGUUCAUGAGCAAGCCACUCAGAGCCAAACAACCGUCCUUGUGGUGACCUGUGGGACGGUGAAAUUUGAUGGGAACAAACAGCGCUAUUUCAACCAGAAUUUCCUGUUGACGGCCCAAGUCAUGCCAAACAGCACGGUGUGGAAGAUUGCAAGUGACUGCUUCCGGUUCCAGGAUUGGUCUAGUUAGGCCCAACCCAAAAUGGGACUCUCUUGUCUCUGGCCCAAAUGCUCCAGUGUUUGUUUUUUUUGUUUUGUUUUUAGGUUUGUUUUUUAUUAAUGUUUUAAAUUUUUUCGUGUUUUUUUUUAUUGUCCAGUUCAUUUCAGAAGUGCUGUAAACCCAGGGUGAGCCAGAGCUGAUAUGUCUUUAAAAAUGGUGUAAAUUCCUAGUAGCAGCUUUCAUGGUGUCUCUAUAAAAGCAGUGGAAUUACAUUUGUCUGUAACACACCUUUUAAAAUACUCUGUUACUGAAAUGCUGAGUGCUUACUGCUUUGUUAAAAGGGCAACUACACCAAGAUAGCAAACAGUAUAAACCUGAUCUAUCAAAAAAAUGGAAUUCUUUGUGUCCCAUAGGCCCUCCUCUCUUCAGCUUAGCAUUGCACCAUGGGAUGUAUAUGGUUGUACAGGGUAAAUAAUACACAAACACUCACCUCCUUGCAAUAAAUAGGAAAGUAGCCUCAAUUUAGGAGCCAUCAAAGUCAGGAUACAAAACACUGCUUAUUUUUAUUGGCUGGGUUUUCAUAACUGCUCCGAUGUUCUGGAAAUGUACUUGUGAAGUGGUCUUCAGAUUGUGAUUUUUAAUGAAUUAUAAAGUUAAUAUUUAAAACUAGUAGAACCAAGCUGUUUGUGAAACUAGAUAUAUUUGAAUAAAAGAA
Molecule: messenger RNA, 1277 nt
Organism: Dromiciops gliroides (monito del monte)
Lineage: Eukaryota; Metazoa; Chordata; Mammalia; Microbiotheria; Microbiotheriidae
Product: NTF2-related export protein 2
Exons: 4
Coding region: 167-592 (141 amino acids)
Biological process (GO): protein import into nucleus
Cellular component (GO): nuclear pore central transport channel
Source: RefSeq, a predicted model, not a curated record